This is a messenger RNA of Acyrthosiphon pisum (pea aphid), 817 nucleotides long. RefSeq names its product cuticular protein 43 (gene cp43). The record is from RefSeq and is marked provisional. Gene Ontology annotation, cellular component: extracellular matrix. Lineage: Eukaryota; Metazoa; Arthropoda; Insecta; Hemiptera; Aphididae.
ACACUCAGUCAACGUUCAGUCAACACACUCAACAACCAAAAAUAUUUAUUUAUUCACCAUCAUCAUGGCAUUCCAAACCGUCGCCGUGUUCGCUUGCGUGCUCGCCACCGCACUCGCCGUUCCCGCUUACCCAGCACCCGCCGCCGCCUACCCAGCACCCGCCGCCGCCUACCCAGCACCAGCUUACUCCGCACCCAAGUCCUACGCCCCGGAACCUGCCUACGCCCCAGCCCCAUACAACUUCGAAUACAGCGUGCACGACGAUGCCACAUACGACAUCAAGAGCCAAUCCGAAUACAGCGACGGUAACGGUUACGUCAAAGGAUCCUACAGCCUUGUCGAACCCGAUGGCACCAAGAGAAUCGUCGAAUACACCGCUGACGACUACAACGGUUUCGUCGCUGAAGUGAAGAAAGAAGGCACACCGUCUUACAGCUCCGCACCGGCCUACAAGCCAGCGUACAAGGCCCCAGCUUACCCAGCGGCCCCAGCCUACCCAUCGGCCGCCCCAGCCUACAAGCCAGCAUACUCUGCCCCGGCUUACUCUGCACCAGCCCCAGCUUACUCCGCACCAGCUUACUCUGCACCAGCCCCAGCUUACUCCGCACCAGCUUACUCCGCACCAGCCCCAGCUUACGGAUACUCCACCCCAGCCCCAGCAUACUCCGCACCGGCCUACUCUGCUGCCCCGGCUUACAAGCAAUCGUACGCCGCACCGGCUUACAAAAAAUACUAAUUCCUAUACAUAAAAAAUUCUAGGGACCUACCAAUUAAUAAUUUAUUGUAUUUUUAUGUAAAUAAAAUUUCAAUUUCUCCA